UGAGGCAUUUAUAAGAGACCAUGUAACAUCCCAAACAAUUUUAAGUCCCAAACAUAAAGGAAAAGAAUGGAGACUCAAAUCACAUUUUGGCUCUCUCUCUCUCUCUUUGCUCUUCCAUAUCUCCGCCGCAUACAACACCUCCGCCGCCAACAUUGUCUACGGUUUCCGACAAUGCAUGAAUACACGUAAUUUGGGGAACGGACCUUCCGUUUCCGGCAACAUUUACGCCCCGAAUGACCCCUCCUUCUUGUCGGUCCUCGGGUCCCGCAUCCAGAACACCAGGUUCAACACCUCGGACACCCCAAAGCCUCUGGUCAUAGUGACCCCCAGGCACGAGUCCAAGGUGCAAGACGUGAUUCUCUGUGCAAAAGAGCACGACUUGCAUGUGCGGGUCCGCGGGAACGGGCACGACUACGAAGGACUUUCCCACACGAGCUACUUCGGGAAUCCGUUCUUGAUUCUCGACCUCGUUCACUUCAAGAACAUCACUAUAGACCCAAUGAGAAAGACGGCGUGGGUCGGAGGGGGGUCGACUCUGGGGGAGCUCUACUAUAGGAUUUCGGAGACGAGCCGGGUUCUCGGUUUCCCGGCGGGCAUCUGCCCGACGGUCGGCGCGGGCGGGCACAUAAGCGGGGGAGGGUACGGCGCGAUGAUGAGAAAGUACGGCCUCGCGGCGGACAACGUGGUGGACUCCCGCCUAGUCGACGCGCGCGGGAGGGUUCUCGACCGCGAGUCGAUGGGGGAGGAUGUCUUCUGGGCCAUCAAAGGAGGGGGAGGUAACACUUUUGGUGUAAUACUUGCAUGGAAACUGAACUUGGUCGACGUGCCGGAAAACGUCACGGUUUUCAACGUCCAUAGAGUUGUCAAUCCAGACAUGACAAACCUCGUACAUAAAUGGCAGACAGUCGCGCCGACAUUGCCUAGGGAGCUGUUCAUUAGAUUCUUUGCAUUUGGACUGAGUGGACAGGUUUUUGUCGUUUUCAACUCAUUAUUCCUCGGACCAAUCGAAAAACUGCUCCCUAUUCUCAACCAGACAUUACCGGAGUUAGGGCUGACUAGACAAAACCUAAAAGAGUUAAGUUGGGCGGAAUCGGUAUUAUACAUUCACGGUUUUCCGAAUUCACCCCUAACGGACUUGUUAAACGCCACCGGUAACGACGGGGAGCCGAAUUACUUCAAGGGCAAAUCGGACUUUGUGAAGAAACCGAUUCCCGUAGAAGGGUGGGAAGGGAUUUGGGAUUUCUUCCGUCAAAACAACUCGGGUUUAAUGAUUUUAACGCCGUACGGCGGAAUGAUGGAAGAGAUAACGGAAUCUUCAACUCCGUUUCCUCAUAGAGCUGGGACUUUGUACAAAAUCCACCAGUUUGUGAGUUGGACUCAAAAGGGUGGUAGAGCAGAAAAAGAACACACGGAUUGGAUAACAAGGUUAUAUGAAUACUUUGAGCCAUAUGUUUCAAAGUCUCCAAGGGAAGCAUUUGUGAACUAUAGGGAUCUUGACAUUGGACAAAACCAUAAUGUCAAUUGUUCAACCUAUGAAGAUGCUAAGGUUUGGGGUGUCAAAUAUUUCAAGAACAAUUUUGACAGGUUAGUCAGAGCUAAGACGAUGAUCGACCCUCAGAACUUCUUCAGGAACGAACAAAGUAUUCCUCCUCUCACAUGCAUGAAAUGAUUACACUAAAAAAAGAGAAUACGGGUGUAUGAUGAAAUUACUAUACAUAAUUCUUUUAGAGUCUGUUCUCUAAAGCUUAAAUUCUUAACUUCCAGUUUUUUCCAGCUCUUUCCGAAUUCUUUCAGUUUUUUCCACUUUCUUCUAAUUCUUUUAGUUUCUCCUAAUUUUUUCCUAUUUUUUUUAGUUUUUUCCAACAAUUUUCAUUUUCUUCAAACUGUUUCCACUCUCCAAAGAAUUACUCUAGCACUUGAAUGUUUAUUUUCUUGUUCCUUAGUGUUAGCUUUUAUUUACUUCAUCUUCUUUAUGCUUUGUUUAUGUUUUUCUCUCUUAUCUUUUAUUUGCUCGCAUUCUAGUCGUUUU
Cuscuta campestris is the source of this 2029-nucleotide messenger RNA. The record is from the annotation of a GenBank genome assembly. Lineage: Eukaryota; Viridiplantae; Streptophyta; Magnoliopsida; Solanales; Convolvulaceae.